Molecule: messenger RNA, 3155 nt
Organism: Oncorhynchus gorbuscha (pink salmon)
Lineage: Eukaryota; Metazoa; Chordata; Actinopteri; Salmoniformes; Salmonidae
Product: UNC93-like protein MFSD11
Exons: 14
Coding region: 266-1627 (453 amino acids)
Source: RefSeq, a predicted model, not a curated record
UGACGAACAGUUUUGGUCACUCACUGUGAAAAAUAUUCAAAGACCAUUUUUAUACUAGACGGGAGAAAAGUAUCGUAUACUACGAUUGUAGUAUUGUAGGAUUCUUUCUAGGAUUUGAGUCCGUAUGGUAUCUCCACAAGCCCUAGCUUGCACAAACAAGGACUAUACAGUGCAGCACCCGACUCGAUGAGCUGUGGACCCCUUCAGAAGUUUUUUAACUCACCCAUUUCGUCAAGUAAUAUUACAGUGACACCCUGCAGCAAGCAUGGGUCCAGAGGGAAAGACACUCUUGAACAUCAUAAUCCUGGGUUUUGGAUUUAUGUUCAUGUUCACUGCUUUCCAAACAUGUGGCAAUAUAGAGCAAACUGUGAUCAAGAGUUUCAACAGUACUGAAUUCCAUGGGAGUGGAUACACAAGCAUGGCCAUCAUCUAUGGAGUUUUCUCUGCAUCCAACCUGAUUGCUCCCUCAGUAGUGGCUGUUAUAGGACCCCAGUUGUCCAUGUUCUUUAGUGGACUAGUAUACAGUGGAUACAUUGCCAUGUUCAUCCACCCCUACACCUGGAGCUUCUACACAGCGUCUGUAGUUGUUGGAAUAGCGGCUGCAAUAUUGUGGACAGCUCAGGGGAACCUACUCACCAUCAACUCUACAGAUGCCACCAUCGGCAGGAACAGUGGUAUUUUCUGGGCCUUGCUACAGUUCAGCUUAUUCUUUGGAAACAUGUAUAUUUAUUUUGCCUGGCAUGGCCAUGUUCACAUAUCAGAUGAGGAUCGCCAGACAGUUUUCAUCUCACUCACGGUCAUCAGCCUGGUGGGCAGCUUUCUGUUCUUCCUGAUCCAGAAGCCGGAUCCUGAGGCCACACCCUCCGAGGCGUCUGAGUCACUGCUGCAGACUGAGUCCACGGAGAGUGCCUCUAUCGUCGUAGCGACUCCAGGUCUCGGUUCCCAGGCUCUGGAUGCUUUCAAGAAAGCGUUGCAGUUGUCUGUCACUAAAGAGAUGCUACUGCUGAGUAUCUCCAUAGCAUACACAGGCCUAGAGUUGACAUUUUACAGUGGGGUAUACGGGACAUGUAUAGGAGCCAUGACUCAAUUUGGGGAGGAUGCUAAGAGUCUGAUCGGGCUCUCUGGUAUUUUCAUUGGCCUGGGAGAGAUCCUGGGAGGAGGUGUGUUUGGGAUGCUGAACAAGUGCAACAGGUUUGGGAGGAACCCGGUCGUGCUGCUGGGGCUGAUCACUCACUUCGUGGCCUUUUACCUGAUCUUCUUGAACAUUGCCAGUGAUGCCCCUAUUGCCCCAGAAGAGGGCACACACCUGCAGGCAUACAUCACCCCCAGUGUUGAGGUGGCUCUGCUGUGCAGCUUCCUGCUGGGCCUGGGGGACAGCUGCUUCAACACCCAACUGCUGAGCAUUGUGGGAUUCAUGUUCCGGGAGGACAGCGCUCCUGCCUUUGCCGUUUUCAAGUUUGUCCAGUCCAUCACUGCAGCCCUGGCCUUCUUCUACAGUAACUAUCUCCUGCUGCACUGGCAGCUGCUCAUCAUGGUUGUGGUGGGCUUCCUGGGCACGCUAUCCUUCCUCGUGGCUGAGUGGGUGGUGGUCUCUAGCCGACGGGACACUGACUAUGACAGCAUAUGACAACCUAGGGGAGGAGGGUGUCACGGUGAGAGGAUCUAUUCACAGCUGGACGGGUCAUCCGGGGAAGAGUUGGUGUAACACCUUCCUAUCAACCUAGCUAUCCUUUGGAAUCCUUCAACUGACCAUUUGACUGGCCCACCUCAGCCCCAAUAAGCAGAGACUGUAGAAAUGCUGUUUUAGCACAGUCAUUCACAGCUCUUUUGAUUUUUGCCUUUCAAGUGGAAGAUACACUUAAAUAGUGUAUAUUUACUUGGAGUGAAUCAGUUGUGCACAGAGGAGCCUUUAUUUUCAUGUUCAAUGUCAUUCACUGUGCUUCUGUCUUCAUGUAGAUGUUCAGCUGGUUGGUUUCAAUGUGCACCAGUCAUUGACUAAGGUUCGGCUAGACUGCUAUUCAUACCAAGGUUUCCAGUCUCAACAUGAAUCUUAUUAUACUACUUAAAUUUGAUAGAAGAAGAAAACGUAGUACAGUCGAUUAUUGAUAAGCGCACAUUGAAUAUGUACAAACUCUGUUUACAUGCAGUGCAGUUUAUCAGUUCAAAUUCAAAUACACUUUUCACUUCUGCAUGCUCAGAUUUAGUAUACACAUUUAGAAUACUCCCAAGCCAUUGCAUUUAUCAGGACUCCACUGCAUCUAGAUGCCUUGUAAGAUGGCAUUUGUCAUAAAGGGAGAAAUUAUCAAGACGCAUAUACACUAGCUUAUUUUAAUUUUAUUUUUUUAAUCUUUAUUUAACCAGGCAAGUCAGUUCAGAACACAUUCUUAUUUUCAAUGACGGCCUGGGAACAGUGGGUUAACUGCCUGUUCAGGGGCAGAACGACAGAUUUGUACCUUGUCAGCUCGGGGGUUUGAACUCGCAACCUUCCGGUUACUAGUCCAACGCUCUAACCACUAGGCUACGCUGCCGCCCCUUAUUGCAAUUUAAAUUAUUUUUGUUAUAGUGAUAUCUGUACGAAAUUGUUGAACAAUGCUCUAAAUGUUAUUUCUUUGUCAAUAUUUGCAUCACACUUUCAGAGUAUCUGUAUUAUUCCAUAGGUUUUUGUCAAAAGUGGGAUCCAAAAGGCCAUAGUGUAUUGAGGAUGAUGGCAUGGCUGUUGAAUGAAUGGUGAAUUACAAAAUGUAGACCAGAAUUUUUAUGUCUAAACUGCUCUAGGUUAUAUUGCUCUGUUAAAAUGUCACAUUGAAUAACUCUUGAGCUUAUGAGUUUAUAAGGCUAUGGUUUUAUUUAGAACUCACAUUGAAACAAUGGCCUCUGCACUCUGCAAACAUCAAAGCAUUUAUUUAUUGUUCUAUAUUUUCAUCAUGCAAUUUCGAUUGGGACACAAACUGUUUACAGUGUUUGUGCUCCUCCUUGCCAAAAAUGUGAAGUCUUAAUUCAUUAAUCAUUUCAUUCAUUGUGUGGAUUGCUUAAUGUAGAGUUCAGUUCUGUGGCACAUGAAAACUGAGUUUGAAGAUUGUUCAGAGCCAGAGCUAUUUGAUGUGAGGCAAUAAAUAGGAUUUUGAGGGAAUAAACUAUGUGUUUUGGAUUAUGAA